Molecule: messenger RNA, 1991 nt
Organism: Schistosoma intercalatum
Lineage: Eukaryota; Metazoa; Platyhelminthes; Trematoda; Strigeidida; Schistosomatidae
Source: the annotation of a GenBank genome assembly
UGCAUAUAUAAGUUCAUAUCCCAUGAUGGUCACUAUCAACAAGUCAGUGAGUGAAUAAGGGAACCAUAGUAACUUGAACUGUUUAUAUGAAGAGGAGUACAUAUAUAUAUAUAUAUAAGGAGAUGGUGUAACCGGUGGAGAAUUUUCAGUUCCAUUUAUCUUUUCAAUAUUUACUUGAGACAAUGUUAUUUCAAUCAACGUUUAACACUCAGAAUAAUAAUACUAUUCGUGAUAAUAUUGUUAAUAGUACACUAAAUUAUAACUCAUAUUGUUUCAAUUCACAACUAAAAAGUUUUUCAGACCAAAAUAGUACCCCAUUAACUCCUGAUAUAGCGUUAUCAUCUGCAAGCCAAUAUACAUCUACACCGAUCAAUUUUCAUUUGAAUAGAACAGAUGAUUUCUCUAUUAGACCAACAUAUUCUUCAUCUACCUCUCCUGUUAUAAACAAAUAUGAUAUUGAUGAAAUUUUAAAUAAACCUUCAUUGAAUUCAUUCCAAUCUAGUUCAGAUGAUUCGAUUAUUUCUACUACCGCUACUACUACUACUACUAUUACUACCCAUACUACUACUACUACUAAUAAUAAUAAUAUUACUGAAAGCGAAACAAAUACAUCAACAACGCAUUUCAUUGAUAAACUUAGUAACUUCCCUAAUGAAAACGUCAUCUAUCCUCAAAUCAAUUUACAAGAUGAAAUCGGCCAAGUUUUGUCAUCGUCAUCAUUAUCGUCAAAGACAGAAGUAGCCACAACAACAACAUCAACUGUAAACUUAACAAAAACCACUAAUCAAAAUUCAAUAAUAGAAGAUUAUUUUUUUAACAAUUUCAAUUCAUCAGAUAUUUCAUUAUUCUGGCUACCAUAUUUAAAUAAUAUUUUUAAUAUGUAUUCAUCUUCAUUGAUCAAUCCAUCUCAAAUGACAAAUUUUAAUCAGGCAACUAUUAAUUGGCGUCUAUGGAGAACUCUUUUAAGAUAUUUAAUGUUAAAUGAAAAUGGUCAUAAACAGUUUGAUGAUGAUGCUACAUCAAUGUUUUCUUUACCUUACUUUUUAUCAACUCCUACUCCUAUAACAAUACCAGUAAAUAAUGUGAAUAAUUUCAAUUCAGUAUAUUUAUGUAAUUGGGAUCAUUUAAUGGAUUUCUCAUAUGUACCCGAUCAAAAUGUUACAUCAGUUCAAACAACACCAUUAAAUCUUGCUAUGAAAUUGAAUUCAUCAGACUAUAACACUACUAUCUCUACUACAAAUGUGACUAUUAAUACUACUAAUACUACUACUACUACUACUACAACUACUACGACUACUACAUCUACUAUUAAUACUCCUAUUAAUCAUUCACCGAAUGGACUACAUUUUACCAAUACUCAAAAAGUGUUAAUUACUCAAUCACAUAGAAUAAAAAGUUCAGUUCAAGCAUAUGAAAUGAUCAAUGAAAACAAAAAUAUUUUCACAAGAUCGAAAACUGAACCCAUAUCAACAACAUUAUCAAUGAAUAUUAAAAAAUCAAUUUAUAAAUGUUCACAUUGUGGUCGAGGAUUUAGUAAAGCAUAUAAUAGAACAAUACAUGAACGUACUCAUACAGAUGAACGUCCAUUCGGUUGUGAUGUUUGUUCAAGACGAUUCAGACGAAAAGAUCAUUUAAGAGAUCACAGCUACACUCAUUUAACAUCAAAACCAUUUUCAUGUUCAAUAUGUCAUCGAGGCUUUUGUCAAUCACGUUCAUUAGAAAAUCAUAAACGAUCAAACCAUCCAAUUAAAAAAGAUGAAACCGGUACAAAAUUCAAUGAUAAUCAUUCGACUAGAUUGAUUUAUACAACAGCUAAUAUUAUUCCUACAAAUGACAUGAAUAAUACGAAUACUACUACUACUACUACUCUUAAUAAUAAUAAUAAUAAUAAUAAUAAUAAUAAUAAUAAUAAUAGUACUAGUACUAGUAUGAAUACCUGUACUACAAAUUGUGACGUGAUCAACAUAAUAAGAAAUAAUAAGGCGGUAUAA